CACCUGUCUGUCUUUCCUUUCCAGUUUGAGCCCAUUCCACAUUACAUGCGCUACAGCAACACUAAGAACUCUGGAAAACACUCCUUAUGAACAUUUCAAUCAAGAAAGCUAGCUUGAAAGAAAAUGUUCUUUUAGAAGCUUUUGGCUGUAUAACGUUAGAAAUGUGUUCCACCAAGUUUUCAGCCUAUAUUACAAUGCAGGAGGGUCCAAACUGUAACACACGUAAUGUGGAACGGGCCUCUAGCUGCUUAUUUACAAUCUGCAAAGAAAAGAACAGAAUGUCUUAGCAUUCAUUUCCGCUGACUUACCCCACCUUUCAAAGCUGUGAAACACACACUUACUGUUCACAGUUCAGGCUUUUCAACUCACACCCCAGUGCACUCUGGUAUGUUUUACCUGUCUCAGUUACCUUUGAUCACCUUUCUUCAAGAGAAGCAGGCCUGGCCUGGUCUCAGAUUGUCUCAGUGAACAUGGUAACCAUAGUUACAGAAACGACGCCGGGAAGCCUGUUUUUAGAGAUUUGAUUUUGCAGUGGAUCAUGCAGCUUUAAAGAAGCCUAAAUUUUAAGCGCGGUUUGGACUUAAGCAACACGUAAUGCACACGAGGCAGACAGUAUGGAGAAACUGACCUCAAGCAGCGGAUCUGGGGGGUGGGCUGGAAGUGCGUUUCUCUUCCUUCAGUCAAACCUCCAACAGGUAGAUCUUCCAGCCUUGUACAAAAACCCGGAACAGAAAAUCAACAUUUUCAAAGCUCUUAAGCUAACCCUAUCAGAUUCCUUGGGUGGCCUGGAUGGGUAUGAAAUUCUGAAAAUACACAACACUGAAUCAGACCUGAUAAUCCAGAUCAAGUUCUCUGACGAGAUGCACUGCACGACGUUUCUCGAGAGCUAUGCCAGUGCAGGCCUCAAGCAGUGCUUGGGUCAGCACCUGAGGGCAGUGCUCUCCGUCACAGAGGAACUGGAGAUUGAUACUAAGCUCAAAACUGGCAGAAAAACUCUGGACGAUUUUCUUAAAGAUCGAGGUCGCUGUCUGCGCUGCAUCAAGGAGGCCCAGCCGGAUAGGCUGAGGGAUGAUGAAGUAGCCCAGCUGGAGAAGACUCUUCAGAGUUUGAUGCUGAAUAACAGGCAUCCUUCUGAAGCCGUGCUCAAAGGCUUCUCCUCCUCAUCCUCCUCCCUGAACUCCAGGGAAGAAGGCUCUCUGCUCCCGAGCAACAGUUUCAAGUUCCAAGGAAGAGUUUACGAUGACAGGCGGCUAACCUCCUCGGAUCACCAGAAGUUUGCCUUUGAAAUUGGCAAGCAGUGGAAGAAGGUUGCCCGCUCUCUGCAGAAAGGAUGCAGAGCCCUGAAGGACCCUGCCAUCGAUAACCUGGCUUAUGAGUUCGACAAGGAUGGCCUCUAUGAGCAGGCCUACCAGAUGCUCAACAAGUUCCUCCAGUCCGAGGGGAAGAAAGCCAAGCUGAGCAGGCUGAUUAGCGCCUUGGAGGAGAAUGGGCUGAUGGGAAUCGCAGAGCGGAUGCUGGAUAUUCAGCCUGCAGAGAGGCAGUGAGCCGAGUGCAGCAUGAACCCCCUCUUCUUAACUCUAGUCACCUUCUUUUUUUAUUACCUGUCAAUACAGACCUGCCAUU
Polyodon spathula (Mississippi paddlefish) is the source of this 1623-nucleotide messenger RNA. RefSeq names its product tumor necrosis factor receptor type 1-associated DEATH domain protein-like. Bases 615 to 1544 code for a protein of 309 amino acids. Gene Ontology annotation, molecular function: transmembrane receptor protein tyrosine kinase adaptor activity. Gene Ontology annotation, cellular component: tumor necrosis factor receptor superfamily complex. NCBI's taxonomy places the organism in Eukaryota, Metazoa, Chordata, Actinopteri, Acipenseriformes, Polyodontidae. Gene Ontology annotation, biological process: extrinsic apoptotic signaling pathway; positive regulation of canonical NF-kappaB signal transduction. The record is from RefSeq and is a predicted model, not a curated record. The transcript has 6 exons.